GCUUCGGUGCCAUUCAAAGGCUAGCAGGCUAACGCGCUAACAGACGAAGAGCAGCGCUGUUUACUUGUCCUCGUCUCUCUUACACUGAAGCGAAUGCACUUGUGUCCUCCUCUAGAGUCUACACGUUGAUUUCGAAAAGACAUGGCCGCGGAUUGGUUGGGUAGUUUGGUGUCAAUUAACUGCGGGCCAUCGUUGGGAGUCUAUCAAGGAGAAGUGUCUUCUGUGGACCAGAGCAGCCAAACCAUCUCCUUAAAACAGCCUUUCCACAACGGAGUCAAGUGUCCUGUCCCCGAGGUCACGUUCAGUGCCAUUGACAUUAAGGAACUCAAGAUUUUGGAUAUAAGAAAUGGCAACAUCAGGCCUUCCUCAAAGACGAGCAGCGCACCGCUUGCCGUCCCAAAGGGCGACCCCCGAUCGAUGGAGAAAGUCAGCUCUCCGCAGCACUGCUCUAAAAGUUAUGGGGAGCGACACCUGGAUGUGCCUGGACAGCCGAAAGCGUUUCGCAGGAGACACAAUUCCUGGUCAUCGAGCAGUCGCGGCGCAAACCAGGUGACCCCGAAGAAAAACGGUGUGAAGAACGGUCAGAUGAAGCACAGGGAUGACGAGUGUUUCGGGGACGGCGUGGACGACGGCCUGGACACAGACUUUGACUUUGAAGGGAAUUUAGCUCUUUUCGACAAAGCAGCAGUUUUCUCAGAGAUCGACAUAUCAGAGCGCCGUAACGGCGCGAGGUCACGGGGGACGCCUCAGGAUCAGACGCCCUCACGCUACCGCCACGAUGAGAACAUUCUGGAGGCCAAACCCAUUGUGUACAGGCAGAUUACUGUACCUCAGCCCGGGGCCAAAGAAUACUGCACUGAUUCUGGACUGGUCGUGCCGAGUAUCCCCUACGAACUGCACAAGCGUCUGUUGUCCGUCGCCGAGCGUCACGGCCUCUCGCUGGAACGAAGGCUUGAGAUGACGGGAGUCUGCGCCAGCCAGAUGGCGCUGACGCUACUGGGAGGACCCAACAGAUUCACUCCCAAGAACUUACACCAGCAUCCCACAGUGGCGCUGCUGUGUGGCCCUCACGUUCAGGGAGCCCAGGGCAUCAGCUGCGGCCGCCACCUGGCCAAUCACGAAGUGGAAGUCGUUUUGUUUUUGCCAAAUUUUGUCAAGAUGCUCGAUUCUGUGACUGGCGAGCUCACGCUCUUCAACAAGACCGGAGGCAAACAGGUCUCCAACAUCAAAGACCUCCCAGACACCCCCGUGGAUUUAAUCAUUAACUGUCUGGACUGCCACGAGAACACAUUCCUGAUGGAUCAGCCUUGGUACCGGGCCGCGGCGGACUGGGCCAACCAGAACAGAGCGCCAGUCCUCAGCCUGGACCCUCCUGUGGGCGGACAGGGGCCGGCCGUGGAGGCCAAGUGGUCCCUCUCGCUCUGCCUCCCCCUCCCUCUGGCCGAGGGCGCCGGCAGGGUGUACCUCUGCGACAUCGGGAUUCCCCGCCAGGUUUUCCAGGAAGUGGGAAUCAAAUACCAUUCUCCCUUUGGCUGCAAAUUUGUCAUCCCGUUGCACUCUGCAUAGUGGGUCUUUUGCUCAACAAGAUUGAAUAUUUCACCUUCCUUCACCAUUUAAGUUGUGGCUCCUCGUAUUCCAGAUAUUCUGCUGCUUUUUUUUUCUUUUAUAAUUUCAAUCUUCAAUUUUGCAAUUUGGUCUGAACCAGACGUUUGCCUCAUUUGCUCAAGGAUGAUCGCUGUGUACAAUAGUUCUUGGAGAAUUAGGUACAUAUUGAUAAAGAUGUUUACAAUGGUUGCUAUGGCAAAAAAUUUGGAUAAAGAGGUUCUUGACCGAGGCGGAAAAAGAUGCAACGUGAUACUCAUUUCUGAAUGUCAUUGUAAUCUAACCUCAUUCCAAAGCCAUCCAAUAUAUCAGUCAAGCCUCUAUAAUGCCUGCACUUAUACACACACACACACACACACACACUCUCUCUCUCAUUACAAUCAGAAUCUGACUUCAUGAAUACCACUCAUGCUGUUUCCGCUGCUACCGGCUUUUCCGAAAGCCGUAGCCAUACAGCGCUCGCUCACCUGUUGCCAGAUGCUUCAGUGAGAUCUACACUUUAUCAAAUCAAACAUGAAGUGUUUAUCAUUCUUAUAUUGUGUGUUCAGAUUGUACCCGUGUCGAAUGGGGAUCUUACUGGAUGGAGUUCUGAUAAAAGUGUAAUCUGUGGUCAUGAAGAGCUCUGCUCUUCUGGGACGGCGCGCAAAAGCUGUGGAAAUUUCACCAUUCGGUGCAGGAGAAUAAGCUUUUCCCCCCUCUGGUUACAUGAGACAAAGGGCUUUACAGAUGUUUGAAAGUUACAUUUCCUUCAAAUUACUUUUUUUUUUUCCAAAGUCUCAGUUUCAGGCUAUAACAAUAUUUGCUUCAAUCUCCGCAAAGUUGUCAUUUCAAAGUGUUUUUGUGAAUUCCCUCAGAGAGGACCACAAGUCUGUCACGUGCGAUGUGACGCACACUUAAUGUCGCUUUUAUUAUAAAUGUUCUGGACGUCUCAAACGCUAAACAAUCUGUCCAGUACUGAUGUAAAAUGUGAGCAUUACGAUCAAUCAUUGACAUGAAACUGUGCAACACUCAGCCACAGCUACUUGUUUGUGCUGUUUGAAGACUUUGACGGGGACGGUCUUUUGAAGACUCCGUUAAUUAGAAAUGCGUCUGCAACUCAGGAUGUUGUUUUGAGUUUGCAGGAAAAAAAAAAUUAAAUUUACAAUGACUUGUUGCAGAAGCGAGGAGCCAAGUAGACAAAAAACGAAGCACUGUAGUCCAUACAUUUGGUGUGAGAUUAAAUCGACAUGUGCAACUAGAACUAAAAAUAGGCUGAAAUUGGCCGAUUCAGACGCUGAUUGUCUUUCAUGCACAUUGGUUGAGUCCUUCUCCGACAUUCCUCUGGCCUGAUGUGUAGUGUCACAUCUGUUGAGACAAGCCUGGCUGGGAAACAUCAGCCAAGGCUUCUUUCUGAAUGUGAAUUGUAAUACGUUUUUUUGGGUGUUCGACCACCAGGAGGCGAUGAAGCCAAAUGUUUAUUGUGGCGCUUCCUUGUUCGAGAUGUAGUUGCAGCUCUUUGUACUUAAUGCCAUUGUCUGAAAUGAUCAUUUUUGUCCAUUAAAUGUGAACAGAUGCGAAACCUCGGGCGGUGGACACUUUGGACCAGAGAGCAGGUGGAUUUACUCCGUUUUUUUUUGCGAGGGUUGUCUGUUGCAGAUCUGCAAUUUGUUGGACAUUUCUUUUCAUCUGGGGUGGGGAAAGUGUCAGUUCAGACAGUUGGGAGGUUUUACUGCAGCUAUUUCCAUGUGGGGUCGAAGUUCACUGUCAAGUUUGUUGUGCAGAAAUACUGUGCAGUCCUCAUGUGUCAUGUCUGCAGGUCGAACCAAUAAAAACAUUCAGCAGUU
Messenger RNA from Salarias fasciatus (jewelled blenny), 3425 nucleotides. Its product is annotated as enhancer of mRNA-decapping protein 3-like. The record is from RefSeq and is a predicted model, not a curated record. Gene Ontology annotation, molecular function: mRNA binding. Gene Ontology annotation, cellular component: P-body. The transcript has 7 exons. Gene Ontology annotation, biological process: P-body assembly; deadenylation-independent decapping of nuclear-transcribed mRNA. Lineage: Eukaryota; Metazoa; Chordata; Actinopteri; Blenniiformes; Blenniidae. Bases 142 to 1566 code for a protein of 474 amino acids.